AUGCCGAACGCAAAAACGGCCUCAAAAUCGAGCGGCGACAGCGAGUUAGAAGGAGACAGAGAUACUGCCGAUGCCGCCAAUAAAGCUACGUACGACGUCGUCGCCGUUGACGUCAAGAAUGAUAUAUUUGUCGUAGUCGUUCGUUUUUGUCGUAUUCUCUUGAAGUUCAUCGCCGAAAAGAAGAAGAAGAAGCAAACAAACAGACACACGGGCGCAAACACCCUCACACGGGGUGCAGAGAAGACCGACGACGAUGGAGUCGGUAGCCAGAUUAAGAUAGUCGAUUUUGGACUGAGCAACCUGUGGUCACCAGAUAAUCCAUUGCGCACCCACUGCGGCUCUCCCGAGUACGCCGCCCCUGAACUUUUCAUCACCGGCAAGCAAUAUGGCGCCGAAGUGGAUCUGUGGAGUCUGGGCAUCAUCUUGUACGGCAUGGUGCUGGGUCAGCUGCCUUUCGUGACCGCCCGCGGUUCCACCGCUACCUCGCAGGAACGCCGCAAAAAACUGGUGGCCCAAAUAAACCGCGGCCUGUCGACGCACCACCGUAGAGCGUUGGCCCCCUUCAGCCCCGAAUUCCGCGGGCUGAUGAGCCGGCUGCUGGUGUCGGACGCGGCGAAGCGGAUCACGGUAAAGGAACUGACGGCGCACGCGUGGAUCACGGAGCGGGGGAGGCGACUGGUGCGGAGCUGGCCGUUGAAGGAGGUGGAUGCCAAUUGGAGGAAUAAGCUGUCCCAAACGAAACCGAGAAAGAAGGAACCACAGCCGCAGCCACAGUUGUUGCCACCGAAACAGCGACCGUGCACCGUCCAACCCACCCCGUCGACGGCCGCCCCCGAGAAGCGCCGCCCCUUGCCGGAUUGCCGCCUCCUGCCGGACUAUCGCACCAUCCAGUCGCCGAACCUGAGGCGCAAGGCGUAUUCGGCCACCGUCACACCCAAGACGAACCGGCCGUUUUCCCCGCCCCCAACCAGGGAGGGGAAGAGGUCUUUGGAGGCGGAGCGUGCGAGAGUGGAGGCGGGGCGUGCGAGGGUGGAGGCGGGGGACGGGCCACGUGGGGGCGGAGAGAAGGGCGGAGCGGCAGGAGGGGGUAGAUCUGUGGCUACGCAGCACUGUUGCAGGGUGACAGUAAGUCGCAGUGUAUCCAAAACCACGGAGAAGCAUCGGCAGGGUAAUGCAAAGAGUACGCAGAUUCGAAAACGAGAAGACAGCUGCUGGGAUGCAUGUGGAGGAGAUAGUACCAGAGCAGUGACAGCAGUUCCAUAUCCACCAGGAAGAAAACCUGCCAUCUAUGAUCCCAUCGCUAGAUCUAUAGCCGACUAUGUGGUUAACAAUGUUCCACAUAAAUUACCUAGUGUGGACCAGACGAACAAUCAGUAUGUUCAUCUGGCUACCCCGACCAGGAUAGCCAAAUGGACCGGAAUAUGUAGUUUUUUCGACUGGUCCGUUUCUGGUCAGUUCAUUGCCAGAUCACCGCUUACAGUUUUGUCUGGUCAGACACCAGACCAGACUGCACGCGGCGACUAA
This is a messenger RNA of Phaedon cochleariae (mustard beetle), 1524 nucleotides long. NCBI's taxonomy places the organism in Eukaryota, Metazoa, Arthropoda, Insecta, Coleoptera, Chrysomelidae. The record is from the annotation of a GenBank genome assembly.